Molecule: messenger RNA, 843 nt
Organism: Harmonia axyridis
Lineage: Eukaryota; Metazoa; Arthropoda; Insecta; Coleoptera; Coccinellidae
Product: calcyclin-binding protein-like
Exons: 1
Coding region: 64-741 (225 amino acids)
Biological process (GO): heart development
Cellular component (GO): nucleus
Molecular function (GO): S100 protein binding; tubulin binding; ubiquitin protein ligase binding
Source: RefSeq, a predicted model, not a curated record
UGACACUACUGUGUAAAAAAUAUUGACAGAUCUCAUGACAGAAAACAUAACUUAAAGUUCGUAAUGGAAAGAAAGAUUCGAGAGGUAAACAAAGAUCUAUAUGAAAUCGAAUCUCUUCUGAAUGUCGCAAGAAGACAAAAAAUCAAAAAUUUCCUGAGUAUCGAACUUCGAAGACUUAUAUCUGAAAAAUCAAAGCUCGAAGAGGCAUACCGGGACGAAAAAACCAACGACAAGAAAGAUACAAAAAUAAUUCCAUUAGGAGAACGAUCUUAUCGGUUGAAAAUCGAUAAAUACGCUUGGGAUCAGUCUCCCAAAUAUGUGAAAUUUUUUUUAACACUGCCGAAAGUCCACCAGAUGAAUCCAGAGAACAUAAGAUGUGAAUUUGGUACCGAUUCAGUAUCUUUAUCAGUGAAAAAUUUGGAAAAUAAAGAGUAUGUGUUUGAUAUAACUCGACUGCUACAUCCUGUUAUACCCGAAAAAAGUUAUUGGAGGAUUAAAUCUGAUACCAUUGUUAUAUUUCUCGUCAAGUCUAGUGUCAUAAAAUGGACAUAUUUAACAAAGACAGAUGAAGAGAAUGCACAAAAAAAGAGAAACAAAUACAACGUUGAUAAAACUGAAAAACACAAUGAAAAUAGUCUCUUUUCUCUCAUGAGGGAUAUGUAUGAAAAAGGAGAUGAUACCCUUAAAAGAACCAUAGCUCAAGCAUGGAGUGAAGGACAUUCCAACCAAUCUGAAAUUUAAUGGAAUACUAGUAGUUUUGAGUAAAAUCUACAAAUACUUAUAAUAUUUUAUUAAAAUAUCUUUGGGGACAUGUUUCAUUGAAAAUAAAUAAAUACAACAAUA